This is a messenger RNA of Schistosoma spindalis, 1089 nucleotides long. NCBI's taxonomy places the organism in Eukaryota, Metazoa, Platyhelminthes, Trematoda, Strigeidida, Schistosomatidae. The record is from the annotation of a GenBank genome assembly.
AUGCUUCUUAUUGUUAAUUUAUCCAGUUCAUCAUCGUUUCUUUCUCAAAUCACGGUGUAUAACUAUUUUUCCCAUUGUUUACUAUCAACAAUUCGAAGAUUACGUCUGUUGAACACUAAAUAUCAAUCUAUAGCAUUCACGUUAUAUUUUACUGUUGAAAUUAUUUUCUUUAAAUUAUUAUUUUUACUAAUUUCGGUAUUCCGGUGUAUCUAUCAGAAACGAUAUCAUGAUUCUUCUGGGCAAAAGGAAUCUGAACUUACAGUGGAUGCAGAAAAAAUAAUACAUGUAGACAAAUCUUCUACGAUACAAAAAAAUUAUGCUUCAUUAACUAAUGCUGAAAAUUUAGACAACCUUACCAAUAAUAAAACUUCGCUGCUUGGACUUUUAAAAUUUUGCGGCAUUUCUACUGAUUGUUGCCCAAUACUUCAAUUGCAUACAAAAACUCCUGACAAUACUAUUCGGUUGAAUUCACCUAGUAAACAAUAUGGUACAAACUCAUUGGAUGGUACUGCUGAUUCAAUUCAAGAACCGAAGAAUUUGGAAUCUGUUAUAAAAAAGUCUCCCGUAUCACUUUCUCCAUCAAUCGCUAAUCGUCGACAUCUGACACCUCCUCCACGUUUAGUUACUUCUUCGUUCAUGGCAACCAGUCCACCAGUUGAAACUCAGUUGUAUCAUAUUCAACCUAAAGAAUAUGUAUUCAAUCAAGCAUGUAAACCAAUACCUAGUUCACUUAUGUUACAGAAUAAUAGUUUGGGUACAUUCACACUUACUCCAACACAACUUUUGCAUAAUCCACUGAUAUUAAAUACAUCAGCUGAUGUUUUACAUUCUCAUUGUACGCCGUGCGAAUCACAAUCUGCACCAUGUAGUCAAACUUUAAUUACAACACAACCGUUACCUUUAUUAAAUUUACCCUAUAGUCAUGUUGCCUGUCCCAAUUCAGAUACAGUUACUCAGGAAUUAAAUCAGUCGUCAUGUACUAACACUACUAAUUGUACUGGUAGUAGUACGCAAGUCCCGAAAACCUAUCCAGGCAUUGGAUUCACUGCGAGUCGUCGAGCGCGAUCCAAGGGUCUUUUGGAAAGGUAA